AUGGAUCACAAACUGGUGCUCGCCACUUUAGCACUGCUGCUCAGUGUCUCACAGGGCAAGCCUCUGAAGGGGGACCAAAGUGGAAAAGGUCAAAGAGAAAGAAGUAGCCCAAGGAUCCCUGAAGAUAAGGAUGUCUUCAGCAUCAUCUUAGAAGCCAAUAAAGAAAUCAAAGCGCAUAUGAUGGAGGGUGACAUUGUCGUGUCAAACUCCAGGAAUGCCAUGAACUGCCCGGACAACUCAUGCUUUUGGCCGAAGGCCUCUGAUGGAUUUGUUUAUGUGCCUUAUACGAUCUCCAGUGAAUACAGUGCUGAAGAGAAGGCAAUAAUCUCCAGUGCAUUCCCAGACUUCGAUGUACAGACCUGCAUUAGAUUUAAACCACGAACUACAGAAAAAGACUACGUAAAUAUCAGUCCCCAGAACGGCUGCUGGUCCAAUAUUGGAAAGUAUAAAGGCGCUCAGCAAGUGUCCCUGUCAAAGGGAGGCUGUGUUUACAAAGCCACGGCUCAACAUGAGCUCAUCCAUUCGCUAGGCUUCUAUCACGAGCAGAGCAGACCUGACCGCGACAGCUAUGUCAGAAUCAACUGGCAGUACAUCCCAGAAGACCAAGCUCAUAACUUUAACAAGCAGGACAUUAACACCUUGGGCAUGCCAUACGACUACACCUCCAUCAUGCAUUAUGGAAGGGAUGCUUUCUCAAAUACAACUGGACAGCCUACUAUUGUACCCAUUCCAGAUGAAACGGUAGAAAUCGGACAGAGAAUAGCAAUGUCUCCUAGAGAUAUUCAAAAGAUCAAUAAGCUUUAUGGCUGCAGUAAGUACAAUGUGCCUCAUUGUGGCUGCAGGUUCUUAUCCAAUUCAAAUCUGCUGUUUGAUUCCCUUCCUAGAUUGCAAUGCGGAGGCAUACUGACUGCUGUGAGUGGAACUUUUACAUCUCCCAAUUAUCCACUGGAAUAUCCCACUAAUACAGACUGCACAUGGAUCAUCAACGCCCCUAAAGGGUACAAGGUCUCACUUACCAUCAGUUCCUUUGAUGUGGAGUAUUCUGAUGACUGUUCCUAUGACUAUCUCAUUCUCCGAGAUGGACCCAAGACUACAUCCACUGUACAGCAAACCUAUUGUGGCUCUGAACCCAUUCCCUCCUUCACCUCCAGUGGAAACGCUGCAGUGGUUCAGUUCCACAGCGACGACGUAGAAGUCGGGAAGGGAUUCUCAGCCAAGUACAAGUUUG
Messenger RNA from Polyodon spathula (Mississippi paddlefish), 1228 nucleotides. RefSeq names its product high choriolytic enzyme 1-like. Gene Ontology annotation, molecular function: zinc ion binding; metalloendopeptidase activity. The annotation marks the transcript as partial. Gene Ontology annotation, biological process: proteolysis. The transcript is spliced from 11 exons. The record is from RefSeq and is a predicted model, not a curated record. Lineage: Eukaryota; Metazoa; Chordata; Actinopteri; Acipenseriformes; Polyodontidae.